CAAAUUCUUGUAUAGUUCAUAUACCAAGUUGACAAUCAAAAACCCAGACAUAUUUCUUUCAUAAAAUCCAAAAUUCUAUAGUGGCUCAAAAUUGAAACAAUGCUCUACGUGAACGUAUUGCGUCUUCUAACCCUGCUAGUGGGCUGCUUCUAUCCAGCAUUCGCGUCCUACAAGGUCCUUAGCGGUCAGAAGCGCAACGAAGAGGAGCUCCGCAUGUGGAUGUCCUAUUGGAUAGUCUACGGAGUCUUUGUGGUCUUCGAUUUUCUGACAACAGGUCUGGUGGCGUUCAUUCCUUUCCUGAACGAGAUGAAGCUGCUCUUCCUGUUCUGGCUGUUGCCCACUGUGGGCGGCGGCAAUGAGGUGAUCUACGAGGAGCUGCUGCGCACCUUCUUCAGCAACAACGAGUUCUCCUUCGACCAGGUGCUGAUCCAAGCCACUUUGGCGGGCGGUGAUCUGGUGGGUCAACUUGUGGGCUCUGUUCUGGGGCAACUGAUGGCCGUGGCGGAUAGCUGCUUCCUAUCCCGCGGACAUCGUCCUGCCCUGCAGAUUACGCCCAGCAUAGAGGACCUGGUCAACGAUGUGAUAGCCAAGCGGCAGUUGAAUCAGAAGCGGAAGCAGAUGGCCAAUCUAUCUGAUACCAUAAAUGAAGUCCUGGGAGACAAGACCGACAGGAAUAGCACUUUGUCGGGCUUUGACCUUAUAAACGAAUCUGAAUCCGAUCUGCUGGUCAUCAAGGACCACAUUUCGAGGCCGAAGGAGAGGCCCCUAACCGCGCCGAAGCCAAUGCGUCAGUCAGCCCUAGGCAACCAGGACAUGGAUCUCAAGCCGGAAGUGGAUCUGAAGCCGGAAAUGGAGCUCAAGCCAGUCACAGUACCCUGAAUAUCCCAGAGAAAAGUCAACAAAAGGUUACAAAAAGCAGCCUUUACAAAUUAUUUCGAACGUACCGUAGAAAAAUAAAUUUAUAAGCACAUACCAUGUGUAUGAGCAGGCCUUUUCAAAUGAA
This is a messenger RNA of Drosophila biarmipes, 1003 nucleotides long. RefSeq names its product receptor expression-enhancing protein 4 (gene Reepl1). Lineage: Eukaryota; Metazoa; Arthropoda; Insecta; Diptera; Drosophilidae. The record is from RefSeq and is a predicted model, not a curated record. Bases 100 to 879 code for a protein of 259 amino acids. The transcript has a single exon.